CCCAGAACCAACGAAACCUAGAAAGCUUCGCUCUCAAUCGUUAACCAAACAAAAAAAAAAAACCAUUUUGCAUAACACUCUCUCUAUUUAUAUAACUAUUUAUACAUCUUAUACAAUAUGUCUUCUAACUAUACCCAAAUAUCGCAGCAGAAACGAUCUUACAAUAUUUCAGAAACAAAACUAAAACGGAUUCUGGAGUAUAACGAACGACUAAAAGAACAAUUAGAAUUACAACGAAUCCCAGUUUCAGAAGCCUCAAAAAGUCUAGUAGAUUAUUGCAAUUCCACCAAAGAUCCUCUCAUCCCUUCCAUUUGGGGAGCAGUCAGUAAAGAAGACGAUCCUUUCGCGCCGGCCGCAGGAAAAUCUAGAUCAGCAAGUGGAUGCUGUAUAGUUAUGUAGAUUGUAGAAAUCUUCCACGGUAAAAUUGGUUCAUCAGUUCGAAAUGCAAUUGUCUUUUUGUUGACAUCCCAUUGUAUUUCCACAAUUUCAACUAUUCAACGGCUUCAAACAGUGUAUGUCAACAAACGUAUUCUAUUAUGUAUAACCUUUACUCUUUACGUACAAACUUAAUAACUCUACCAAUUUGUGUAAAUUCUCAACAUACCAACUUUACUCAUAUCUUACAACUUCAUUCAGUUUGCCUUUUUAGUAAUACUUUGCUCUUUUUUUCUUAAUUGCCUAUUUACACCCUCUAGUUUUAAAUCAGUUUCGUUUAUUAUCUACAUACA
Messenger RNA from Mycotypha africana, 728 nucleotides. RefSeq names its product G-protein gamma-like domain-containing protein. Gene Ontology annotation, molecular function: G-protein beta-subunit binding. Gene Ontology annotation, cellular component: heterotrimeric G-protein complex. Bases 118 to 399 code for a protein of 93 amino acids. Gene Ontology annotation, biological process: G protein-coupled receptor signaling pathway. The record is from RefSeq and is a predicted model, not a curated record. Lineage: Eukaryota; Fungi; Mucoromycota; Mucoromycetes; Mucorales; Mycotyphaceae. The transcript is spliced from 2 exons.